CCUUGAGCAAAGCAGCGGUGAGAGAGAAUUGCCCAUUUUCCGCGCACCUGCUCCACAUCGAUUUCCGUUAUUUCCGAACCAGCAGGCUCGGCACCGGAACUGAGGUUCGGACUCCGUGCCUAAAUUUGUACUACGGACUACUAUUUCAUUGCAUUACCAAAAUUCCUUCCUGUUUGGAGAAGAAAAACUCACUGGAAGUUCGAUUACCGUCGGCGAGGUGUGUCAUAUCGGAAAUUGGUGACUCAGAUCCCGAUGGCCGAUCACGCCGGAGAGCCAGAAUCAGUCGUUGAAUCGGUGAUGGAGAAGAUCACGGAUACGUUUCACGGCCACGAUUCGUCGUCCGAUUCCGACAAUGAGAAGAAGUCGUCACCGGUGUCGUCUAUCAAAGCCAAGAUCUAUCGACUCUUCGGCAGAGAGACGCCUAUGCACAAGGUCUUGGGCGGCGGAAAACCUGCUGAUAUUCUCUUAUGGAGGGACAAGAAGGUUACUGCUGGCGUGCUUGGAGUUGCCACUGGAAUUUGGAUUCUUUUUGAAUUGCUUGAGUACCACUUGCUGACUCUAGUAUGCCACAUUUCAAUACUUGCUCUGGCCACUCUUUUUCUGUGGUCGAAUGCAUCUACCUUUGUCAACAAGUCUCCACCUAAAAUUCCAGAAUUUGGACUUUCUGAUGAUAUUGUCCUGGAUGUAGCCUCUGCCUUGAGAGUUGAAAUGAACAGAGCUUUUGCAAUCCUCCGGGAAAUUGCAUCUGGGAGAGAUUUGAAGAAAUUUCUUGCCGUGAUUGCUGGCUUGUGGUUUCUCUCAAUAUUGGGGAGCUGUUGCAACUUCCUGACAUUGUUAUACAUAUCCUUUGUUGUGUUGCAUACCGUGCCUGUGCUUUAUGAGAAAUAUGAGGACCAAGUUGACUCCUUUGCUGAGAAAGCAGAGAUGGAGAUCAAGAAGCAGUAUGCAGUGUUUAAUGUCAAGGUUUUAAGCAAGAUUCCCAAAGGGCCACUUAAAGACAAGAAGGUGGCUUAGAGCCACCAAUCCGGUGACAUUAGGUUGAGAUUGACAUGUUUUAGCAGUGUUUUCUUAACGAUUUGUCGACUGGUAGACUUAUUGCUCAUCUGUUAUGCUUUAUAUUCUACUUUGGGUUCACAAUUUAUAUGAAAAUAUGAUAUUGUCAAAGGAACUCCAAUUUUUUGAUAUCAUUUAUGCCAGACUUUCUGCACU
Cornus florida is the source of this 1209-nucleotide messenger RNA. Its product is annotated as reticulon-like protein B2. The transcript is spliced from 5 exons. The record is from RefSeq and is a predicted model, not a curated record. Bases 253 to 1014 code for a protein of 253 amino acids. NCBI's taxonomy places the organism in Eukaryota, Viridiplantae, Streptophyta, Magnoliopsida, Cornales, Cornaceae.